AUGUUUAUCUUCAAGUUUUUCUUAAAGCUUAUUUUUGUGUUCUUUUUAAUUCUUCUUUCAACCAGUCUUAGCCACGAUGAAUUGAACAAAUUUGCCAUUUUAAUGCGUCGUUGGCGUUCUCGUGAAAUGCCAAUUGUCGAAUUUGCUCAAAAAUUGUUGGAAUUGUAUGGACCUGAAAGGAGGCAUUUAUUGGCUAAAAUGCGCACAUUACUUCGUGGUGAUCCAACAGAAAUUGAAGCACUCGGGAAUUUUUUACGUGCUAAUGGGGUUGUAGAAAAUAAUGAUGCUUCAACAACAGCUUCUCAAGCAACAAAAAUAAAUAGAACAACAAAAAUUGUUUUUUGUGAAGAAAAAAAUAUUUCUAAAAGGUGAGGAAAUUUUUUUUAUAAAAAAAUUUUUUUGGGGUUUUUAAAAACAAAAAAAUUUUGGAUGAGAUCUUUAAGAAAAAAAUUUUUUUUAAGACAGGGAGGGGUAGGUGGAAAGUUUUUUUCCCUAUUUUUAAAAAUAUCCGCCGAAUUUUAAUUUCAGAAAAUUUUAAAUUCAUGUAUUUUUCUGAAUUUUAGAAAAAAAAUUUUUUUUUCCAUUUAUCAACCCAUUUUCUAUAUUUCUAUUUUUUUAUUUCCUUCUUUAAAAAUAAAACAACCAAUUUUUAAUAUAAAAAUA
This is a messenger RNA of Meloidogyne enterolobii, 663 nucleotides long. Lineage: Eukaryota; Metazoa; Nematoda; Chromadorea; Rhabditida; Meloidogynidae. The record is from the annotation of a GenBank genome assembly.